This is a messenger RNA of Amborella trichopoda, 2606 nucleotides long. The record is from RefSeq and is a predicted model, not a curated record. NCBI's taxonomy places the organism in Eukaryota, Viridiplantae, Streptophyta, Magnoliopsida, Amborellales, Amborellaceae.
AUGGUUUUGAUGGUUGAUUUUAGGGACAAGAAGGUGAAGGUUACAGUUUUAGCAAAGAUCGAAUUAUGUGAUUCUGUCAAGCACCAUUUCAUAGAGAGUGAUAGAUUUCAAGCUUUUUGCAAACCCAGUUUUGAUGAUUAUCAGAACUCAGACCAUCUAAUGGAAAACUUAAAUGGGCUUGAUUCAGGUUACGUUACUUUGGUGUGUUCUUUUCGAAAUUGUGAAUUUAGCCUCUUUUGUUAUGGGCCUCAUCCUAUAGUUGAUUUGAAGCCAGGUUGGACCUCAGAUAGUGGUUCUUUAUAUGCUUGGGGUCUUCCAUCUGAGAUCGCUUUGGUUUCACAGGAUUGUUGUUGUGUUGAUUGUGAAUUGAAAGAAGAAUUCAGGACAGAUUCAUAUAAGCUGCAAAAGCCUGAGAAGGUUUUGGGUUUUUGUGUACUUAGUGAGCCAUGUUCAGAGAGAUAUGAAGAUGAUUGUACAAGUGGUUUCUUUAUGAUUAGGCUGACAUGUAAUGGGAUCUUUGAAACAUUGAAAUACCAGGCUUUGUGGGAUUUCUUUGGUGUAAAGUUCAGUUGUAAACCGGUUCAGGUACAAUCCAAGACUACAUUUCCUUCACAUGUGGAACCAGAAGACAUCGAUCAUCUCAAAUUGCUGCACAAAAAGUUUCAUUACUUCUUGGGAUACUUUAGUGGUGGUCCAACUCUUGCUGAAGUUUUGAAUUCGAGACUAGAAGAAACUUCAAGUAGAGGAUCAAUGCAUUGUAACAAUGUUGAAAGUACUGAAGCUGCAAAGGAGUUAAUAUUGGAGGCAUGGAAAGCUUCAGGUCAGGUGGAGUUUGGCUCACGUCCCUCGAUGGACUAUGUUCUUGGUGACAUAAAUACUUCUAGCAGUGCUCAUGAAAUUAUAUCUAAGAGAAUGUGGACUAGUCUAAAUUUGUGUUAUGUGGAGUUGGCAUUUGUGAGGAAUUCAGAUCUGAAUCACACUGGUCUUGACUUCUUGGCCAUUCCUAGCUUCUCUUCCACUCAAUUGCCACCUUUUCCAUUUCGUGUACCAUCGAAAAGUUAUGGGAGAUCACGCUCCAAGGCUACUAAGAAGUGUGAUCAAGUUGGUCCUCCCACUGAGAAGGGUGAUGUAAUUGAUCUAGUGCCUCCCCAUCUAGUUGGGCCAGUGCUCCCCCUUCCGCUUUUCCUAACUUUUCAGAUCAUCGAUAAAGGAAGAGUAUCUUUUGUUCCUGAGAUUAAUUGGUUGUCUGCAGAUGCAGAAAUGGGUAGUCAAUGUCAAGAACUCAUCAGUUUAGCCAAGAGUUCGAAACUGUCGAAAUCUCGUCGUAGAACUGAAGUGCCUUAUGCAGUGUCUCUCUCUAAUGAUUAUGAUGCAUGGACUGAGUCCCAAGACCCCGAAGAAGAGUGGCACUUAUUUCUGCAUGAGACCCAGGCAAAUAAUUUGGAUCCUGAGAAGUUACCCCUUGAAAACCUUUCUUUUGGGAAAUCAGAAUUUGGUCAUUACAAAGACAACAGAUCUGAUAUUUUUAUUACUGCAUUGCAUAAGAAAAAUUGUGAUCCUAGAGGUGAAGAGAAACUAGAUGCAUCAGAACUCUUUGACGAGCUAAGCCCUGUGAAGCUGAAUUUUGGUGGAUCUAAAGUCAAAGUUGAAUCAGAAGAGAUGGAAAUAGAAAUAUUUAAAUGCUUGAAGAAAGAUUUUCUCAAUGGAAGGAAGGUUUCAAGCCAUACCAAGAUUAUUUGUUACCGAAGAUGGAGAAAGGUGGAGAGUAAAAGAUGGAGAAAGAAGAUGGAUGGUGACCAUUUCAUAGUAGAUUGGGAAGGAAAAGUUGCUCUGAUUCAAUGUGCCAAAGCCAUGGGUGUUCAGAAGUAUGUGUUCUUUUCCAUCCAUGAUUGUGAUAAACACCCAGAAGUUCCUUUGAUGGAAAUCAAGUGCUGCACUGAGAGGUUUCUCCAAGAUUCAGGUGCAGUAGCCAAGUGCCGAAAAGCAGUUGCUCAGAUAGAGACUACUCAGCCAGAGGUAGAAGAUCAAUUGAUCAACCAUGUCAUCAUUUACUAUGUCAUAAGAGUGGAUGCAAUAUAUUGCUUAGCUUAUAUGGUCAACUCAGACAUCCUGUUCAUCAUUGCCUCAUUCCAUUAUGCUUGGAUGACUGAUUCUGGUUCAUACAAUCAUCGGACCAACAAUACUUUGUUUGUCUCACUGUUCUUCUGGUUUUAUGCCAUCAUUUGUUCAGGACGGUUCUGCAUAGCUCUAUGGUACAUGGAGUCUUUUCUUUGGGUGUUGUACCCUUGUUUGAUGCAUCGACAGCCAUACUUAAACAGAUUGUUUUGAGCAGACAUAUGUGAAAUUUGAAAAUGUCUAUAAAGCUUUCAAAAUAUCUAUAAAUUCUACCAAUUAAGGUAUGAUUGACCAUCUCUUGCUCCUCAUUGUGAGAUGGAAUACUAGUAAACCAUUGUUGGAGUUAGUUGCCUCUUCAUAAUAUAGCGAUGUUAGUGAAUAGUCUUCUCCAUGGCAUGAGGAAUCCGAACAACCGUUACCCGUGUCAGACAUUGAUGUAGGUAACCGUGUCCAUGCAAUAUAGCGGAGAAUCGUGUGACAUACAGAUUGAU